UAUAAAGUAGUAUUUAUUUACACACCAAAGGAAAACAGACCCAGAGGGAAAGACACACAAAAGGGGCGUGGCCUUUAAUCGGGCCUCCUCGGAGGGAUCGGUCCGGUCCUUGACGGGGGAGACGCUCCGCACUCCGCUCCGGGUUUUUCUCAGUACCAUCAGCGGGCUCCUCACAGCCUCUAGCUGGUUUUUUUACUCAACUCCUUGUCCUGAUAUCACUCCGCUGGCACCGUGGAGAAGCGGACCUGAUUAUUGUGAUGGUGGCACGCGGCAGCCGAGUGACUACAGACUUCCGCCGCCGCUUCCCAUAUCCGCGUUUUGCGCCAUCUGGGCUACUCUAGGUACCGGACUACCCCCCCCCCCCCAACACACACACACCCCCACACACAACUCAACAACAUCUUCCCCGGGAUUUCUUUUCAAACCAAAACCAUAUGAGAUGCGAGUUCACUGGGAAACUCCGGAGCCCGUUCGCUUCAGGCAGCAAAACUUUUUGUGUGAGGACGACGCGGUGACCCGGCGAGGGGACUGUUGCUGCCGCCGCUCCGCCGCGGGACGGGUCGUGUGUUCGCGGCCGUUGAGUGUCCGCUAAACGUUCACGGUAUUUUUAAAAAAAAAACAUUUUUUUCUUCUUCUUCUUCCCCUCUCGUGGAGUUGUUGUUAACGGCUCUACUGUUGAAUACGGUCCGGGGGGCUUUGCUCUCGUCUCGCUGGGUGUUAUUACCGCGGAGGAAGAAAAAAGAAACGGUUAGCGCGCGAGCGUCUAACCCGGAUGACUGUCGGGCUGCGAGCCCUUUAAAAAAACCAACCGUCGUCCCCGGAGUAGUCGCUCGCUUCGGCGGUUGGUGCCUUCCGUCCUGUGUCCCGGCUCGCUUCGGGACCCCUUCGCCGGGGGAGGAGGAGGGAGGGGGGGGAGAGAGAGGAGGUGAAGGUGGCGGCGACGGUGAGCUUUGACGUGGGGGAGAGAAACAAAAAAGUUGUUCCAAAAUAGCAGUCACCCGGCCGAGUGAUGGGGGACUUCGCCUCCCCCGCUGCCGGACCCAACGGCGGCAUCUGCAUCAACAACGGCAUGAACCCGGCCGCCGCCGGGAGCGCCGUGGCGGCCGCCGGGGCCGCGGGCAUACCUAAGCACAGCACGGUGGUGGAGCGGCUGAGGCAGCGGAUCGAGGGCUGCCGGAGGCACCACGUCAACUGCGAGAACCGGUACCAGCAGGCGCACGCCGAGCAGCUGGAGCUCGAGCGCCGGGAGACGGUCAGUCUGUACCAGCGGAGUCUGGAGCAGAGGGCCAAGAAGGCGACCGGAGGAGGCGGCGGCGGCGGCAGCAAGCAGACCCAGAGCAAGCAGCAGGACCCGGACUCCGCGGAGCAGAGGAAUAACACGCUUAUAGCGCUCCAGCAGACGGUGAAGAGGAAGCUGGACAGCGUGCGGUCGCCCCUCAACGGCGAGCACAACGGCGGCGGCUACUCGCCGACAACCAAGCGGCUGCGGAAGGACGUCUCCGGCGGCCUGGACGCGCUAACGGGACACCCGAACAACAACAACAACAACAACGGCAGCGCUCCGCCCAUCUCGCCGCUGCAUCACCAAAUGGACAUCAAGCCGUUGCUCGGCGGGCCCAACACGUCCACCGGAAUCAACAACAACAACAACAACAGCAGCAGCAACGCCACCAACGGAAACCACGUGGGUCAGCCGUCCGACGAGCUGGGGAAGAACGGCGGCGGCCAUCUGCCGGACAUGAAGCUGAACGGCUCCCUGGACCUGGAGGACAGCUUCGGCCUCCUCAAGGACCUGAAGCAGGAGCCGCUGGACGACGGCGGCGGCCUGGAGUCCUCGGACCCGCAGUCGCUGUCCAAUCAGAACAAGCUGUUCUCCGACAUCAACCUCAACGACCAGGAGUGGCAGGAGCUGAUCGACGAGCUGGCCAACACGGUGCCGGAGGACGACAUGCACGACCUCUUCAACGAGGACUUCGAGGACAAGAAGGAGGCGGAGUUCGGCAGGCCGGCGAACAAUCAGACGCCGGGCCCGCAGGAAGCGGCGGGGAACACGACGGCGCCGGCGGUGGCGCCGGUGGUAGCGCCGGUGGUAGCGCAGGCGGCAGCGCCGGCGGCAGCGGCCCCGCCUCCUCCUCCUCCUCCUCCUCCUCCUCCUCCUCCUCAGCCUCCGCAGGGGGGGCCACAGGUCCCCAUGGGCUCUCCACAGGUCCGGCCGUCCUCGUCGGGCCCUCAGUUCGCCACCACCGCCAACGGAACGCCUCCCCAGCAGCCUUUGCAGCAGUCUCCGGCCGUCGCCAUGGCGUCGGGUUCCCCGUUGCACAACUGCGUGGCGCGCUCCCCUCAGACGCCGACCCAGGCCCAGACGCAAGCCGUCUCCAGGCCCGCGAACGGAUACCUGAUGAACCCGCAGGGCCCCGGGGUCAGCCAGGCGGGCACGGGGCCCAGCGUCGGUCAACCCGUCGGCCCGGCAACGCCGGAACUUUCUCCAGCGGAGCAGCUGAAGGCGAUGGCUCAGCAAAGGGCUAAACUCCUGCAGGAGAAGCAGCAGCAGCAGGCGGCGAGCUGGUCCCCCGCGGGGGCGCCGACCAGCCCGUAUAACUCUGGACCCUUUAGCCAAGACAAACCCAACAGCCCCAUGAUCUACCCACCGCAAGCCUUCAACGCGCCACAGGGCCCCCUAGUGGCCGGGAUGACCCCCAACAACGGGCCCAAGGCCUCCAUGAACAACUACCUCCCUCACGGCCACAUGGGCAUGAUGGGCCCGCAGCCCGGCGGCGUCAACCAGAGCGCCAUGACCAAGCAGCAGCAGCAGACGGCGGCCAUGUUGUCCUACAACAACACCAAGCCGCUGAGCCACUUCAGCGGCAGCGGGGUCGACCACAUGGGCCAGAGGAUGACCCCUCCCAUGGGGGGGAACACUCAGGGGAAGAACCCCAUGAUGCCUCCUUACAUGGGCGGCGGCCAGGGCGCCGGGCCCGGCCAGACCCAGGGGCCGAUCCCGGGCCAGACGGCCCACCUGAGCGAGGAGCAGAAGAGGAUGCUGCUGAUGAAGCAGAAGGUGCUGAACCAGAACACGCCCUACAGCGCCAUGCAGGCCCACGGACAGGAACAAGGCGUGGUGGGGAUGUCGCGGCCGCCGGGCGCCAUCCCGCCGCCUCACCCUUCCGGGGGCGUGGCCUCGGGGGUGGGGCCCAACCAGGGGGCGGGGCCGGCGCCGGGCUACGUGGGCAACCAGCAGCAGGCGGCCAUGAUGAAGCAGAUGAUGGCGAUGGAGCAGGAGAAGCGGGCGCAGAUGCACAUGAUGGAGCAGCAGAAGCAGCAGCAGCUCUUCAGGGAGCAGCGGCAGCAGCAGCAGCUAUUGGCCGAGCAGCUCCAACAGCAGCAGCAUCUCCCUAGACAGAUGGGGCAAGGCCAGAGGAAUCCAUACCCCCAAGUCAAUCAGUACCAAGGUCCUCCUCAGGAUCUGGCGUCCAGGAGCCAGGCCCUGCAGAACAUCCGGGCCGCCCGGCUCCUCCAGCAGCAGCAGCAGAACCAGCAGCAGAUGGUCCAGAUGAGCUCGGUCCAGGGCCAGGGGGGCUCCGUGGGGCCCCCCGCCGACAUGGGCCUCCCCUACGGGAACCCGGGGGCCGGCCAGGGCUCCCUGUACGGCCCCUCCAUGAGCCAGAUGCUCCACCAGCAGCAGCACCAGAGCGUCCAGCACAACGCCGCCGGAGGGGGGGCGGGGCCGCCCCGGCAGGCGGGCCCCGGGGGCGGCGGCUACGGAGCGCAGGGGAUGCUCAUGAACUCCAUGAGCCAGCAGCCCCUCAAGGGCCCGGCCAUCGCCAAAGCCCAAGCGCAGAGACUGCAAAGCAUGCUGGGAGCGGGAGGAGGAGGAGGAGCCAUGGCGGCGGGCGGCUGGCCGCCGCAGCAGCAGCAGGGACAGAGCCUGCAGGCCAUGGGCGCAGGAAUCGUCAGGACUACAGGGGGGGGGGGAGGGGACAUGGGGGGGUUCGGCCCCACGCAGGGCUACGGGAUGGGCCAGCCGCGCACGGCCAAGCAGCACUUCCAGGGCCCGGGCCCCGGGAUGGGCCCGGGCAUGGACCCCCGGGUGGGCAACCCGGGGGCCGGGAUGGCCGGCCCGAUGAUGGGCCCUCACAUGGGGGGCCAGCCCAGGACCAACCAGCCCCGGCCCAUGGUGCUGACCCAGGGGAUGAACCAGGGGAUGAUGGGCCAGGGCAUGAGCGGGAUGGGGGGGUUCGGCCCGGGGCCGGGGGGGUCAGGGGGAGGAGGAGGAGGAGGCGGGCCCUACGGACCAGGGGGAGUCGGGGUCGGAGGUCAGCCGCCGGGCUACCAGAGAACAGCCAAUCAGGACAUGUCCUCCUAUGGAUAUGGGGGCGGGCCCUCGGGGGGAGGAGCCUUUGGAUUGGGCGACGGCUCAGGGGCGGAGCUGGACUCGAGCGACGGGUGGAUGGAGGAGUUCUUCCCCAGCCAAUAG
Messenger RNA from Pseudoliparis swirei, 4474 nucleotides. It is a transcript of the gene maml3, whose product is annotated as mastermind-like transcriptional coactivator 3. Gene Ontology annotation, molecular function: transcription coactivator activity. Gene Ontology annotation, cellular component: nucleoplasm; nuclear speck. Gene Ontology annotation, biological process: Notch signaling pathway; positive regulation of transcription of Notch receptor target. The coding region runs from base 1010 to 4474 and encodes 1154 amino acids. The record is from RefSeq and is a predicted model, not a curated record. NCBI's taxonomy places the organism in Eukaryota, Metazoa, Chordata, Actinopteri, Perciformes, Liparidae. The transcript has 7 exons.